Molecule: messenger RNA, 1630 nt
Organism: Pollicipes pollicipes
Lineage: Eukaryota; Metazoa; Arthropoda; Thecostraca; Pollicipedomorpha; Pollicipedidae
Product: exosome complex component RRP40
Exons: 3
Coding region: 311-1003 (230 amino acids)
Biological process (GO): U4 snRNA 3'-end processing; CUT catabolic process; nuclear-transcribed mRNA catabolic process, deadenylation-dependent decay
Cellular component (GO): cytoplasmic exosome (RNase complex); nuclear exosome (RNase complex)
Molecular function (GO): RNA binding
Source: RefSeq, a predicted model, not a curated record
GGUGUUGCUGGCACAUGUUUGAUGUAUUUACAUGUAGUUGUAUGCUAGGUAUUGGUAUGCUAUUCUUAUUGAGCUGCAUACAGUGCUCAGUAAAUUUUCCUGCAAUGCCCAGGUGUCAUGUUUUGUGUCAUCUGAAUCUGUAAAUGAGGAACCGCCUUAAAAGCUUGGUAGGUUGAGACUUGGUACCCAAGGUAUGACUGAUUCGGUUUCGAUGGGGAAUGCAGCCUGAAAUUUUGUUGACUCAGUGAAUGCUGUUCUCAAGCUGAAGAAACAAGCGUCCAAAGUCUACCUUCUCACUCCAGCGGCGGCCAUGGCGUCGCAGUCUCUGGAGAUCGUGCUGCCAGGUGACGUGAUCAAGACAGAGGGUGACCUGGACCUGGGCCCGGGCCUGCGUCGCGAGCGGCACGGCUGCGUGGUGCUGCAGCCGGGCGUGCACCGGUUCCGCGCGCCGCGAACCCACUGGGUCGACACCCACUGCCGCCGCUACGUGCCGGUGCGCGGCCAGUGCGUGGUGGGUACGGUGUUAGCGCGCGCCGGCGACAUCUUCCGUGUGGACAUUGGAGCGCACGAACCGGCCACGCUCUCCUACCUGUCGUUCGAGGGCGCCACCAAGAAGAACCGCCCCGACGUGAAGGUGGGUGACCUGGUGUUCGCGCGUCUGCUGGUCGCCAACAAGGACAUGGAGCCGGAGCUGGUGUGCGUCAACUCGAAGGGUCGCGCCGAGGGCCUGGGCGUGCUGUCGGCGGAGGGGCUGGACUUCACCGUGCCGCUGCACGUGUGCCGCAAGGUGCUGGCGCCCGCCUGUGGCCUGCUGCGCCGGCUCGGCUCCGAGCUGCGCUUCGAGAUGGCCGUCGGCAUGAAUGGCCGCGUCUGGGCCACCAGCAACAGCCUGCGCUACACGGCCGCCGUCGCCAGCGCCAUUUGCGCCUCUGAGCACAUGGACGAGGCGCAGAUCGCCGCCAUGUGCCGCGAGGUGGCAGCAGUGGCGCACCAGCGGCGAUGAGCACGCGCGUGUGGGCGGGGGAGGGAGGGCUAUGGCGUUGCGUUGUGAUGUGCGUGGAAUGCUCGGAGGAUCGUGGCGAGUGCACAGAUCGUGCAAAUGGCGUACGUGACCUGGCACCCGUCGGUGAUCUGGGAGAUCUGGCGCGGCGGGGUCUGGUCCACGGCGUUUUUACAUGCGCGUCGCUUCAUGCUGCGGUUCGUCCCGUUCUGGACCCGAGCCCACCCAACCGCAGUCGGCGGGCGGAAGACCGGCAGAGGGCGGAGUGGUCACCACUGCGGACAAUUCCUGAGCAUCUAGCUAGUUUUGAUGAGAACCUGGGGUUCUCUGCGCUCUGCGGCGUCUCACAAGCCACUGGUCAGGUGCGUGUGUGUGAUCAUCGCUGACACCGUGUCCAGCAUAUUUCACGUGUGAGAUCAGGUUACGUCCUCUUGUCUGGUGCCAAAUCUUGCUCAGUUACAUGUGAAGUGUGCUUCUCCCAUUCUCCAUUGCAGUAUGUUGCAUGAAGGACGAGGGUUAGCGGCAUGUAUGCCCCGGGUAUCGCAGAGAUGAAAGGGCAAGUCACUGGAGUCACGGUCACGUUCAUUUCAUUCGCGCUCUGUUGGCAAAGAAUAAAAAGCCGUCAAAGCG